This is a messenger RNA of Stylophora pistillata, 1131 nucleotides long. RefSeq names its product ryncolin-2. Lineage: Eukaryota; Metazoa; Cnidaria; Anthozoa; Scleractinia; Pocilloporidae. The record is from RefSeq and is a predicted model, not a curated record.
UGCCAGAGGUUUUUCCAACGGUUAUCAACAAUGAUCAUGGUUCCUACGGAAUUUUCCUGGAUUGUUCUAUUUUUUGCUUUCAUUACAACCAUCCCAGUAAAAACCAUGGGAAAUUCCAACUUAUCAAAAGUUUCUCCUUCAAGGGAAAAAUGUCAAAACGUAUACAACUCCAACAAUUUCUAUGCAGGGCCAAACAAGGAAUUCGAAACAUUUCUUCAUGAAGUUAAGAAGGAGCUCAGGGGGAUACGAGAGGAUAUCAGCAAUCUGAAAGGAAAUAGAACAAAUGUUGAAGUCUACAAGAACUGUGCUGAACUCUACAAAGCUGGAAAACGAAUCAGUGGUGUUUACACUAUCGAUCCUGACGACGCCGGUGCCUUUGAUGUCUUUUGCGACCAAAAGACAGCUGGUGGAGGGUGGACAGUGUUCCAAAAGAGACUGGAUGGCUCGGUUGAUUUCUACCUUGGAUGGGCUGACUACAAACGAGGCUUUGGAAAUUUAAACGGUGAGUUUUGGCUCGGACUGGACAAGAUUCAUCGGCUGACAAAAGAACGAUGCAGAAUUCACGUGGACCUUGAAGAUAUCAACGGAAAUACUGCAAUUCACGUGGACCUUGAAGAUAUCAACGGAAAUACUGCGUAUGCCGAGUACGACUUUUUUGGUGUUGCCAGCGAGAGAAGCAAAUACAGACUGAGUCUUGGAUCAUACUCUGGAACUGCUGGAGACUCAUUUUCUUAUCACAGAGGCUCUGCAUUUUCCACUAAAGAUCAAGACAACGACCAGAAUGGUGGCAGCUCAUGCGCAAAACGUUGCAAAGGAGCCUGGUGGUAUAACUCCUGCCUUUCUUCCAAUCUCAAUGGUCUUUACCUACACGGCUCACACUCCACUUCAUGGGAAGGUGUGAACUGGUCCAAAUGGAAAGGCCAUAGCUACUCCGCUAAACGAGCUGAGAUGAAAAUCAAACCGGUUAUUUAAUUUUCGUCAUUCUCUUGAUUCCUCAUAGAACUAAUUUUUUCCGUUUUCUAAAAAUGGGAAUAGAGACACGCAAGGUAGAAUGUUGCAUGAUGGGUGAUGGGUUUAGAGAAUCUUUCAUUGAAUGAAGAUCAAGAAGAAGUAAUAAAAAUGUUUAAUUUG